AUGUUUAAGCAUAAAAGUGUUGUGUUAUUAACAAUAACUCUAAUGAUUGUUUUUGCGACGUCUGAACUAAAUGUAGUGCCAAUAGUCGGGAACUCGUUAAACAUUCUAAAAUUCCACGGCAUAUUGAGUCUUACCAUGCGUGUUUUUUCGAGUGACUCCGAGUGGAUUUUCAGACAGCCCUCUACCAAGGUCUUCAAACAAGUUACAACUGCAGCUCGUUUUACCAAAAACUCACCAGUGUUCUCUGGAGAUUUUCACAUAGAGAUGUGUGAGAACUACGAGCAAUUGUUUCAAGCUUACUUCCGAAACUUCACCAUAGAAGGGGUUGGCAAACCCUGGCGUUCUUUCAUGGCCAGCUGGGAAAAGAAUCGAAUCGCUAAAUAUUUUGGAAUCAGAGAAUCGCUUCUUUCUGAAGAAUACAAGUACAUCUUUGUCAGAAUAGCCAGGGUUAGGGAUAAUUUGAAAAUGACCACUCCUCCGGAAAGUUUGGAGAUUGAAGAAUCAAUUUUGGAUGAGGCUGAUAAUGUUGAUAUUGAAGAUAGUGUAAGCACUGUCAACUUUAUCUAUAAGUACAGUGGUACACAUUAUAUUGAGUCUUAUACUUCUGGAGAUUCACUGUUUCAAGUUUUCGUUUACAGACCAAAACCCUUUAAAUUCAUAAAACGCGCCUUCACAACCCGCGGAAUCGAUAUCCUCUUCGAAAAAGCAGUAACCAACUACUUCUCAACAGAUUUCGCGGAAUAUGUCGGCGAACUGAAGACAGGAAGCGGGAACGAGACUGUUGAAGAAUGGGCUUCGAUAAAUUUGUUCUUCGCUCACCAGGACCCGGAAAGUCAAAAUAUCCUGAGACUCUACGGUAAUGAAAGACUGCUGACGAGGCUCGGUAAUCUGCUCUGGAACGAAGCUCUAAUUCAGUUGAAUCUGAAGUAUGUUUCGCCUUUCUUUCCAGAUAAGGAAUUCAGCAAAUGGCUUCUAGAAUUCAUUUCCAAUAAUCUUAAGCUCUGGGAUGAUAAUUUAUAA
This is a messenger RNA of Cotesia congregata, 1020 nucleotides long. The record is from the annotation of a GenBank genome assembly. NCBI's taxonomy places the organism in Eukaryota, Metazoa, Arthropoda, Insecta, Hymenoptera, Braconidae.